AUGAUCCUCAGGAAUGCCCUACUCCUGGGCAUUUGGGCCGGCCUCUCCUGCGCAGGCGCAUUGAGACGCACCGCAGAAAGCGCAACAGUCACUCUCGCUCACCCCCAAGCCACCGUGUUAGGAAACGCGAAAGGCAGCGUCGAAACCUUCAACGGAAUCCCAUAUGCCGAGCCCCCAACUGGAUCUCGUCGACUGAGGCCUCCGCAGCGCCUGACGCGGUCUCUGGGUGUUUUUGACGGCACAAAGUCUGCGGCGUCAUGUCCCCAGUUCCCUGCGUCCCCUGAAAGCAAGAAUUUUCUAGAGAAGAUCGUUGGAACCGUCGCGAAUCUGCCCCUUGUCCAGGAGAUCUCGGGGCAGUCGGAGGACUGUCUAACGAUAAAUGUGCGACGGCCAGCGGGGGUUUCCAGCGAUGCGAAAUUGCCGGUGUUUUAUUAUAUUUUCGGCGGUGGAUUUAUGGCCGGUUCGUCGUCGUCGGUUGAUGGGGCUAGUAUGGUCGAGUACGGCGUGAGCAUCGGGAAGCCGUUCAUCUUCGUCGCAGUCAACUACCGCGUGGGCGGAUUCGGGUUCCUCGCAGGCAAAGAAAUUCUUGCUGAUGGCGCGUCGAAUCUGGGGCUUCUUGAUCAGCGCCUGGGUCUCGAAUGGGUGGCAGAUAAUAUUGCGUCCUUUGGGGGCGAUCCUGAGAAAGUGACCAUUUCAGGUGGAUCAGCCGGAGCUAUGUCGGUGCUUGACCAUAUGGCGUUAUUCGACGCAGAUUACAGUUACAAGGGCAAGCCGCUGUUCCGGGGCGCGAUUAUGGGCUCUGGGAAUGUUUUACCUGCGGAGCCGGUUGAUAGUGCUCGGGCGCAGGGGUUGUAUGACACUGUCGUGGAGACAGGGGGGUGUGCCAACGAGACGGAUACACUGGGAUGUCUGAGAGGGCUAGACUAUCAGGACUUCCUCAAUGCUGUCACCGCACCGGCGGGCUUUGUUUCGUACAGCGGGAUUGCGUUUUCUUAUCUCCCCCGUCCGGAUGGCCAUAUCCUCCCCGACAGCCCUGAUAUACUCGUUCAGCAAGGCAAAUACGCCCCGAUUCCCUUUAUUGUCGGGGACCAAGAAGAUGAGGGAACGAUAUUCGGUCUCUUCGCGCCUAAUGUCACAACCAGAGAAGAUCUGAUUCGCUACUGCAAUGAGUCUCUCUGGCACAGCGCCACCGAAGAGCAAAUCACCGAGCUCGUGGACACAUACAAUACCGGUGCCGCCGCUGUCAGAGAAGGCAGCCCAUUCCGCACAGGGGAGCUGAACGAGGUCUUCCCUGGGUUUAAACGCCGCGCCGCCCUAAUCGGCGACACCUUCUUCACGCUGUCUCGAAGGGCCUUCCUAGACGUCGCGAAUGACGUCCACCCGGAGGUCCCGUCCUGGUCGUAUCUUUCCAGCUAUGCUCACGGCACGCCCAUCCUAGGAACCUUCCACGGGACUGAUAUGCUGCAGGUGUACAACGGCUUUCCUGAUAACGUUGCUGCGAGAAGUACGCGUACCUACUUCAUUAACUUUAUUCAUUCCCUGGACCCGAACGCGGACCUGGCUGAUGAAUAUCCGGAAUGGCCGCGGUGGGCGAAGACCAGGGAGCUGGUCAAUUUCGCCAGCGACAAGACGACUAUCCUGGCGGAUGAUUUCCGGAGUGAUAGUUACAACGUUAUCAAGAAGAUUCGUGGCGCCUUGCGGCUGUAA
Messenger RNA from Aspergillus puulaauensis, 1707 nucleotides. RefSeq names its product putative extracellular lipase. Bases 1 to 1707 code for a protein of 568 amino acids. The record is from RefSeq and is a predicted model, not a curated record. The transcript is spliced from 2 exons. NCBI's taxonomy places the organism in Eukaryota, Fungi, Ascomycota, Eurotiomycetes, Eurotiales, Aspergillaceae.